GAAUAGAAGAAUGGUAGAGAUAUUUACGAGCAUGAUCACUACAGAGUGUAUGAAUAGAACAAUUAAAUUUGCAUUCUAUAAAAGGUUAUUGAAGGCAUAAUUUAACUAAAUCUUACACCUUGUGUAAACUUAUCCUAGCUUGUGUAAAUAUAUAAAUGUAGUAACCUCCAGUAUAUUUUGUAUUGUGGAAGAAUUUUUUGCUAUUAUUUAAUGACCAAAUAAUUUUUGGCUUGUUCUGUCAAGUGCCCUGCUUACCACAACGAUCAUUGCACAUUCUGGGUUAUAUUUUUGGUGCACGCAUUCUCUUUUGUUCUGAUGUAAAAUUUUUAUGUGUUGAGGGGAGACAAAUGAGAAUGACAUGCGGCAUUGAUUCCCUGGAUGUUCUUUUUCUGUAGGGUUCAGAAGGAUGUAGUUGAAUCCUUGCGGAUGCAAAAUCCAUUAAUACUCAAGUCUUCAUUUAAUCGUCCAAAUAUAUAUUAUGAAGUUAGAUACAAAGAUCUAUUGGAUGAUGCUUUUGCUGAUUUAUCUAAUACACUCAAAUCUCUGGGAGAUGUCUGUGCAAUAGUGUAUUGCCUUGAACGUUCAAUGUGUGAUGACUUAUCAAGUAAUCUAUCCCAAAGUGGUAUUUCAUGUGCUGCUUAUCAUGCAGGAUUGAAUAAUAAAAUGCGAACUUCGGUGUUAGAUGAUUGGAUUUCUUCUAAGAUAAAAGUUAUUGUUGCUACUGUGGCUUUUGGGUAUGUUUUUCCCUUUUUAUGUUUGUAUCUCAUGCAAUUAUUUCUUUGAAGCAUGCCAUUACAUGUUGGUGUGUGCUGUGGGGGGUUGAUGAAUUUUGUGGCCCUGUUCAUAGUAGUGGCCAUAAGAUCUACGGAUUACAAUGAUUUCUGGCAUGAUACUUGGUGCGACAUCUACCAAGCUAAAAUGCUCUGUGAUGGGACUUUUGUAGAGACCAAGGGCCAUGGAGCCAUGAUGGUGCGCAAGCAUGCUGUUAACUAUUCUUUCACAUUCCUUAGUCCAAUGUUGAUUUGGCUUGUAUAGAGAUUGAAAAUAAUAUUGAUAGAUUAAAAUACAAUAAAUUACUAAAAUUAAUUUUAUUUUCUUACAAUGUGUAGCAGAAUGGGUCAAAGUGUGAGGAACAAAAAUGUAAUUAGAAAUCUGAGUAUGAAUAUUUUCACUUGUGUUAAAAUAUAUCUACAUCCUUUUCUGAUUUUAGUAUGAUGCAAAUAGAUUUUGAUUUAUUUGAGGUUGUGAUAUAUUUCUUUCCAUUCUUCCUAAUCUUUGCCUGGAGCUGUGCUGUUGCAUGUAGUUACUGAGCCUUUGGUCUUCAUUUA
Messenger RNA from Vigna umbellata (rice bean), 1328 nucleotides. NCBI's taxonomy places the organism in Eukaryota, Viridiplantae, Streptophyta, Magnoliopsida, Fabales, Fabaceae. The record is from RefSeq and is a predicted model, not a curated record.